ACUCGUGGCAUUGUGCUAAAAGCCGCAGGAAAUCGUUCCAGCUAUACUCCCAGCCCUUCCUUAUGUUUCGCUUAGAAGACUGUCGGUACAUUCAUUCUCCCUUCUUUUUUUUUUUCUCUCUCUCUCUCUUUUGUUUUGUUUUGGUUUUGGGGUUUUUAUUUUCUGGGGUUUUUUUUAAACAAAAACAACCAUCGUGCUAAGACCUGCAACAACCCUUCUGGGAGGGUUUCAGCCUUGGCCGGAGCCGCCUGAGCGCCCCCGGGGCCGGGAGGCUGCCGCUGGCCCGGGCUCAGCGAGAGGCUUUCUGGGACAGCCAUUCUUGGCUCCAGCCGCUGUCCAGGCGGCUGUGUGAAGGCAGAGCCACUGCUCGGACCAGGCGGCAGCGGCAUGGCGCUCCGGGGAGCCUGCCUGCUCCUCUGCCUCCUCUCCCUCUCCCAAGUCUCCGGCCAGCAGAACGGCAAAGCCCGGCAAAAACCGGCGGCUUCCAAGAAAGAUGGUGUGAGCCUCAAAAUGAUUGAAGACCUGAAGGCCAUGAUUGACAACAUCUCUCAGGAGGUUGCUCUACUGAAGGAAAAGCAAGCACUCCAGACAGUUUGCCUGAAAGGCACCAAAAUUCACCUGAAAUGCUUUCUGGCAUUUUUGGAGACCAAGACGUACCACGAGGCCAGCGAAAACUGCAUCUCUCAGGGUGGCACACUCAGCACACCCCAGAAUGGGGAGGAGAAUGAUGCCCUCUAUGACUACAUGCGCAAGAGCAUCAGCUCAGAGGCUGAGAUCUGGCUGGGCCUCAAUGACAUGGCCGCAGAGGGCAAGUGGGUCGACAUGACGGGCAGCCCCAUCCGCUACAAGAACUGGGAGACUGAAAUCACCACCCAGCCCGACGGUGGCAAGCUGGAAAACUGUGCAGCUUUGUCGGGGACCGCCAAUGGCAAGUGGUUUGACAAGAGGUGCCGAGAGCAGCUGCCCUACAUCUGCCAGUUCAUGAUCGUGUAG
Messenger RNA from Cinclus cinclus, 993 nucleotides. It is a transcript of the gene CLEC3B, whose product is annotated as C-type lectin domain family 3 member B. The transcript has 3 exons. NCBI's taxonomy places the organism in Eukaryota, Metazoa, Chordata, Aves, Passeriformes, Cinclidae. Bases 388 to 993 code for a protein of 201 amino acids. The record is from RefSeq and is a predicted model, not a curated record.